AUGCAGAUCCCAACUGCGGUUUGGAUUUACACUUGCCUCCCUCUACAGCCUAUUGAGUUUACAAUGGCAAUUUGCACCAUCUGCAGCAACGUGGUCGUGGCGUUAUAUCCCAAACCUGACGGACUAGAGCCCCAGCAGAGCACUAAGGCGACUUAUCCAUCGUACGAUGCAGCUGCAGUACAGAGUUGCUGGAUCUGCUCCAAGUUCGCCGACUGGCUGAAGGAUGACGAUGACGAAGCUUGGCAAGCGUGGUUUCAAGGCCCUCUGACGAAUGUAUUCCAGGUCGAAACAGGCGCUUUGAUUGGAGAUGGAUCCUCUGAUCCUAGUUCUGUUGACAUGGAAGAGGAUCUCCCCGCUGACAGUAUCGGCCGGCGCAAACUUCGCAUCAGUAGCAUGUUCCUAUGGCGCUGCCUUGAUGACGAAGAAGUUGGAUGUGAAAUCCAGCUAAACUUCCUCAGAGAUACAGAUUUUCAGGGCCCGGAUAUGUAUGUCAACCAGAGGAGCACACCCGGCGUGGAUAUCGGAAGGGUCCGUGAAUGGAUCAAGGGAUGCGAGAAAGACCAUAAAAAUUGCGUCUUAUCCCAUCAAAUCUGGUACCCAACCAGACUGUUGGAUUUGGGGAAGCCAGGAGCCACCAUGAGACUCAUCAUCGCCAAAGAGACCUCACCUACCGGACCGUACAUGACACUGAGUCACAGAUGGGGGAAACAUGUCUAUGAGCAGCUCACUUCUCAGUCGGAAGGCCGCUUUAAGGCGUCUAUCGACAUUUCGACACUGCCACGAGUUUUCCAAGAUGCAAUCGACAUGACCCGCAAACUCAAUGUUCGAUACUUGUGGAUCGAUUCGCUGUGCAUCAAGCAAGAUAAAGAGUGUGGAGACUGGAAGGUUGAGGCCUUGCAGAUGGGCAAUGUGUAUGCUCACUCAUACCUAAACUUGUCAGCGUCAUAUGCAACCGAAGGCAAUGACCCCCCGCUCUUCGCCCCCGGGCCGUUGGACAACACUUAUCCAUGCCAGCUGGCAGUGGAAUGUGAUGGGCCGUUGAAGAAGGACUAUGUGCUAGACGGAGACCUCUGGGCGGAUGAGGCUCUUGAGGCGCCAUUGAUGGGCAGAGGCUGGGUCUUCCAAGAACGGUUUCUUGCCCCGAGAGUUUUACACUUUGGUAAACGGCAGCUGGCCUGGGAGUGCAAUGGACUGGACGCGCUGGAGAUGUUUCCUCACGGCUUGCCCAAGGGCUUGGGAACGUUUUCGAAGCAGCAAGUGCACCUAGCCGUAACUCUCCCAAAGGAAAGUACUAGACAGGCUGAUUUCUGUCGAGUUUGGCACGACCUGGUCUCAAAGUACUCGGCUUGUUCUCUCACCUUCCCAUCGGACAAGUUGGUGGCUUUUGCAGGCGUCGCCAAGAUGAUAGAAGCCAACCGGAGAGACGAGUACAUUGCUGGUGCAUGGCAGAGCACCUUCUUGGUCGACUUGGCUUGGUUUCUUACCGAGUAUAGAGAAGGUUUGACUCCAGUCAGUGAGACAGCAAGCCGCGCCCCCAGCUGGUCAUGGCUCUCCCUGGAUGGGGAGAUAUGCUUCUAUCCCAAGAUUCCUGGGGCUGACAAACUUACUACAUUUGCCAGCGUUCUGGACACACCAGCUUCCGAUAGCGUGGGAAGCUCGGCGUUGGUUGCCCACGGAGCCAUUCGUUUGGAAGGGCUGCUGCUUCAAGUUGAAGACGUAAUCUAUGGGGAGUCGGAAAAUGUGGUCAGGAAGUUCACUGUGUGCGGGCACGAGUUUGAACAAGGACCUAGCCCAGAAUCUACGCGCCUGGACCCGGACGGACCCAAGUCUGACAUUGAACGCCUUAUCGGGAAUGAGAAUUUGUGGUUUGUUCCCUUGUACGCGAGCCAAGUCGCCAUAGUCGCCAUCCUGGUUUCUGCAGUUGGUACAGCGGGCGAUUAUCGUCGUGUCAGUGCAGCUCAGAUCCAGUGCCUCAAGAUCCCGCACAAGAGUGAAGGACCCCAUUUGGAUGGUUGGACGCCACUUAGUGGGAGCUCUGCUGUUGUUCAUAAGGUUGCUGCGACACUGUAUCAUGGCAUAGAGAAGGAAUUGGAAGACGACGAAGAUGUAUUUGAUCUGAUCUGA
Messenger RNA from Fusarium keratoplasticum, 2124 nucleotides. Its product is annotated as HET domain-containing protein. The transcript is spliced from 2 exons. The coding region runs from base 1 to 2124 and encodes 707 amino acids. The record is from RefSeq and is a predicted model, not a curated record. Lineage: Eukaryota; Fungi; Ascomycota; Sordariomycetes; Hypocreales; Nectriaceae.